AUCGGAAUUCUGUCGUUGGUUCAGAAACCCCCCUUGUCUCCGAGAGAUGUCCAUUGUCCUUUGCUGAACAGACUUCAUCGUGCUACCCUUCACAAGUCUAUUAGCAAUUGCAUUGCUCCAUGGCUCCUCAAACUUGGGCCAACGAUGCCAUGCAUUGCUCCAAGCUUGAUGAGGAGGCUUUCUACGUUGGUUCUGACGAUGACGACUACGAAACCCCAGCACAUCGUCAACUUCAAUAUAAGCUAGCGGCGAAGAAAUAUCUCCACGGCGAUAUCCCAAUCCUCAUUACAGCAACACUCCGAGGACCUUUCGAACGUUCGACAGGAUGGACUAAUCCCUGGGCCAAGAGCAGUCCACAACUCCCUUCGAUCAAGAUAAAAUCAAAUCCGACAAUAUCACCUAUCAAAAAGAGCAAGAAUUUGUCUGUGAGCCCACAAAAACGACUACAAGCUGCAAAUGAAGGAUACCUUCCGAGUCCCGAAAGCCUUAAGCAGGUUUCGCUUGUUAACGAUCCAGAACAUCCCUAUCUGGAACAAGAUGAGCUUGAUACGGUCCAGAAAUGGCGUGCCAGUAUAUCUCAGCCUGUCCAAGAUAAAGAUAUUCCGGUCUGUGCGAAGCGGAAACGGUCCUUGAGCACGGAGAACUGGUUGAAGACAAUCCGCAAUAAACGAGCACGUCAACGAACGCAAACGGGAAGAGCUGCAGAUGGUUUUGGCCGCCAGCUCGAUUUAAAUACGGUCUCGCAUACUCAAAUACCCGCAUCAAGUACGGAGGUCAGCUUGGGUCUAAGAGAUCAAGAUACACAAGAUAUUCUGAAGCCUCAGUGUUCUUUCACAUCACCUAGUCGACCAUCUCCUUCUAAGGAAUUACUGAAGCGACAAGCUAAGCAGAUUACAGAACCCGCUGAGGUGCCUAUUUUGCCGCAAAAUACAGUGGCGCUAUCAUCACCUGUAUCUCUAAAGAAUGAAACUGGUGAAGCACGGCAACUUCAAGUUAGCAAUGCUCAAACAACACCAAGAUUGCCAUCUACGGAAUUCCCAGUACCAUCGAUGUCUGUGGUCCAGCUCAUAUCACCUGCUAAAACCGAUGGCUCCGAAAAACAAGAUGUUAAGAUGGCUUGUGAACUUGACGAAAACGACGAUAUUCAUGCCGAUGAGGCUGUAUGUGAAGAGGACGAAGUGAUGCAUGAGACAACCACAUGUAAAGAAGCCACCAUAUCUGAGCAACAUGUCACCCCCGUUGUCACUAGUAUAUCACGUCCUUCAUCACCCAGCAUUUCAACUAUCCUAUCGACUUCGCUCGCCAGAAAGCCGACGCCGAAUGCCAACACUCUCAGCGAUGACCAUGAAGACGACAAGAGCAGCGUAAUCUCUAACGAUGAAGACUUCAACGAUGCAUCCAGCGAGGCAGAAUCUGAAAUGAUUACACCUGAUGCACAACUUGCAGAGGAUAUUUGCAGUGUAUCCCACUCUAUAGCGAUGGUUGAGGCUGUUCAUUACAAGCCGGAGAAUCAUCAGACUGUUGCGCUACAAUCCCAUGCCAUAUUACCUUUACCAGAUGCCUCACAAGACGGGUAUGAUGCCUCAGAGGUUGCGCUGGGUAUAGACCCUGAAGUUGAUCUUGCCACUGCCGCUAUUGCGGUUCUGCUCUCCCAAAACAGUGUUCACGAGACCAGCGAGAAUGACGCGGACGAAGCGCUUCAGCACUCGAUUAUCACAUCUCGGCCAUGCACGCCUCCGAUCGAUACAGCGUCAGAUGAGCUUGUGCUGGGGUGCCCAGUUUCGCCCAGUGAUAUACCACUCCCAUCAACUGAAAUCCCAGUGAAGGCCGAAACUCAAGAAGACGCUAUGGCUGUGCCUGAAUACCAGGAACAAAUAGAGCCGCAUCCCCCAUGCGCCUCCGCAAGAGAACCUGUCGCUCCGGAACCAUUGACCUCUUCAACAAGUCUAGAUGCUAUAUAUGAGGUUGAAACCACUCCAGAGCCUCGGUUAUUACUUCCUAAGCGCUUCGCUAAGCGCUCAUCUCUCCCUAAGACGAACAAACCGCCACGCCCGGCCUAUGUAAUCGAGAAGACGAUGGAGAAGCCACAAACGAACCAAACUACUACACCACUUGGUAGAAUGGGACCACCACCCGUCCUAAUGGCUAGGCUGUGUACCCCAGAGCCAGAUUUCCAAGUGAAGAGCUUCUCGUCCUUUAUGUCACCAUCUCCCCGAAAAUCACGACGUGUAUUUCCCCAACCCAAACAUGGGCGCAGAUCAUGCCUGGCUGGCAGCAGGAAUGCUAGUGAUUCUAUCGCUUCUCAACAGCAAAUUAGAACUGUAUCUUGGGCAAUGCUAGCUGAGGAUAACGAGGGUGGCAAAAGUGCAAUACGCGAGCAAUCACCGCCGCCGACCAUCAGUCUUGGAGAUCUACCUACAGCUGAGACUGAUAGAUUCGCAAAUCAUUUCUCGGCAGUAGUGAAGCGCACUGAUGGACUGCGGCACAAGUUCAAGUCAACCGCGCAACGCAAUAGCACGAAAAUCGAUGACAAGCCUCAAGAGGUCGAUCAGAGCACCGUCGCAUGUGAAGUAUCGGAUACCACUGAGGCACCUACGGUGGCCCCAGCACCCUCAAUGGCUAAUUUACAGAUACCUCGCGAAAGAGACGCGAUUUCUAUGGAGCCGCUUGAUGUGAUGGACGAUAUAUUUGGUCAAAUGGGCGAUAUGUUCAAGGCAUUCGAUGUUGAUGCUGAGCUUGAUCAAGCGCGUAAGUUGACCGGCCCUGUUUCUUGAUGAGUUGGGGUGAUUGUGGGUGAAGAUGUGUGUAGAUUAGAAGAAGCUAGCUGUAGAUUAUACCCUUGUUGUACUGGCUAACAAAAAAUUGCUACUGAUAAACGCGUUGCCAAAUUUCCAAGAUAGAACCCCAUUUUUGUCCCGGGAUGACACUUGCGAAGUACGAAGCAUAUAAUCUUGAAUAAAGACCCAAUUUAAAUUACGAAGUAUCGACUCCUGAAACUAAACGAAUAAUAAUUAUGGAAUAUAACUCUAAAUAUCUUCUUUUAUGUGAUUUGGGGGUGUGUUUAAAGUGAUGAGUAUUCUGUAGGGUAACUUGGUGAAGACCGAAUCUGACGUCAUUCCUAUGGCAUGAGUGGAGCGUAGCACACCGAUACAGUGACUACAGGCUAGAAAAGGAGCUGCUAGUUGAUACCUAUAGAAGACGAAUUGUAUUCUACGGCAUCAAAAUAAAGCACAUAUUUCUCAUACAUAUGGGAGAGGGUCGAGCUUGCAAUGCGUAGCCUCGUAGAAAUCGCAAAAAUGAAAAAAAGGCGCGCUAAACGGCAGCCAUCUCCCCACCGCUACCAGUAAGCGGUACCUGGGGCAGGCCGCUAAAGGUAAAACCCCAGGCUCCACCGCCAAAUCGCUGGCCUACCACUAAUUGCCACAAUGAGCAGCGGCUUGUAGCAGCCAGCAACGUUCCGCGACUAAAGUGACUUUCUGCUUUGGGGUUUCAACCUUGAUGGUCCAAUUGACUCCCACACACUCGCAACGUGCAACCGUGCGACGGAUGCGCGCAGCUUACAAGCCUGGCAGUGCUUUUUGCCCCCUAACAAGUGUUGGCCGUUGUCCCUGGACCUUGGCUCUGUGGGAGCGAGCCCGAGCAUCGAAUUUUAAAAGGGAGAAAAGCAAAACAAGAAAUCAUACAAUGAUGACAGGAGUGACCCCCAAGGUGGUAAAGGGGGAGACAACAAGCCGAACAUCGACGACGGCUUCCAGAAUCACGAGACACAAGCUACUCGAUCAUCUCAACCUGAUGGGGCUCAGCGCGGAUCGAGGCAAACAAAAUCAAAGCUGAUUGAAAUGCACAUCACUGGGUCUAUUUUUUUUGUGAUAUGUGACAAGUUGAUUGAUUUGCAGCCAGAAUGAACUCCUGCGACCUCUGAUCGUGUAAGCCGCCGCGUGCCUUGCACCCAACAUGCCCCCAACAAGAGGUUCAACAACGCCACCCAAGCCCCAAAUACCUCGCCGCAUAUUGUCACGUCGCAUGGAGUGUUGAUGCAUGCUGUGGCCUUUUGUUCCUCUAUACCGGUAUGCGGAAUGUGACCCUUCCAUGCAUACUACACCACAAUAACAACAAAGGGACAUUGCGCGAUAUGCGCCCUCAACCUCAACACUACUGAUGCCUUGCAUUCAGGUUUCGGGCGCAGCGGAAGCAAGUUAAGCAUCUCCGACAGCUUGGAACCGAGCCACAGGGCGGCCAGGGCAUGGGUAGGCCUAGUCGAACUCAUGCAUUGUGCCCUGAACACAAAGAUGUUUUGACCAGCAAGGUGACGUCCAAUGGAAGCCACCCUCACGGCACAUGUGCCCCAUCGGCUGUAUACAGUUCUGGGGUUACGCCGCGGGACAAGGUGCCUGGCUUCCCGGAGCCUGUAAAUUUUGUCCCGGGUGGCCAGCCGCGUGGCAGCUAAAUUGAUUCGUCCAUGGUGAACGAGAUUUCACAAUGGAAAAAGAUGAAUAGGGGCACGAGUCAAAGCUGUGUGAGGUUGGCAUACGUGGAAAUGAUGGGUGUAGUUUUAAAGGGCGAGAUUCAGGCAUUGCUGCGGCCAGUCCAUCUUGGUGUGUUGCAUGGUGUGUUGUGAUGGUAUUAUUGGUCUGCAGUAGAGUAUGUGAUAAGGGGAAUGGUGGCCCAGGGACCUUUUGUUCUGUUAAUCGCAGGGCACCCUAACAAGUCCAGCUUAUCUCAAGAUACUCAAUGUACGCUGUACAUGACAACGACGAAACAACAUAUACAGGAUGC
Messenger RNA from [Torrubiella] hemipterigena, 4776 nucleotides. The record is from the annotation of a GenBank genome assembly. Lineage: Eukaryota; Fungi; Ascomycota; Sordariomycetes; Hypocreales; Clavicipitaceae.